AUGGCGGUUUUUCAGUCGCCAAGGUUGUUCCCGGAGAUUCCUCUCCGUUUUGCUCCUAUACCACUGAAUUUUACAUAUCGUAGGAGAGUUUCCAUAUUCCGACCAUUGUCAGCGAUCGGCGAUUCUCGGUCCGGUGAACCAGAUUCAGAAUCCCGGAACAGUGUGUUCAUUCUCGGGACGGGUUUCGUCGGAGGUUUUUUCGCGCAACAACUCAAAGACGCAAACUGGAGUGAUUCGAAGAAGAAAGAAUGGGAAAAGAGAGGAAUUGAUCUUCAUCUCUUUUCUGCAGAUUCACCUGAAUGGAGCUUGCUAGAUACAGUGAAAGAUUACACUCACCUACUCGUUUCGAUUCCACCUUUAGCAGACAUUGGUGAUCCGAUGUUGCGGAAUGUAGAACUUGUUAGGGACAAGCUUUCGAGUGGGAAUCUUCGAUGGCUUUGUUAUCUCUCAUCGACAAGUGUGUAUGGAGAUUAUGGUGGUGCAUGGGUCAAUGAGGAUGAUCCGCCAAAUCCUAAAACUCAAACGGCCAAACUGAGGUUAGCUGCAGAGGAAGGAUGGUUAAGCUUGGGUCGUGAUCUUGGGGUCUCUACUCAAAUCCUUCGACUUGGAGGUAUCUAUGGACCUGGUCGAAGUGCGAUUGAUACCUUGAUUAAGCGGGAGCGUUUGUCUGAAGAUCAAAAGAGAAGGGCGUCUCGGAAAUUCACGUCGAGAGUCCAUGUCGAAGAUAUAUGCCAAGCUCUUCAAGCUGCCAUUGAAAAGCCAUCAUCAAGGGAGAUCUACAACAUUGUAGAUGAUGAUCCAGCACCAAGAGAAGAAGUGUUUGAAUAUGCCAUGGAGUUGAUUGAAAAACGUUGGCCAGGAACUGUCAAGACAAAACCAUUUCUGUAUGAAUCUCGGGAGGAGAGUUCAUUGAGAGGCGAGAAACGAGUCCGUAACAAACACAUGAAGGAUAAACUAGGAGUGAAAUUGCUACAUCCUUCGUAUAAGUCGGGACUGCAAAGCAUCGUCGAGAAGAUGGACAACCCUUUUUUAGCACAGGACAUGAAAAAAUAG
Molecule: messenger RNA, 1053 nt
Organism: Arabis nemorensis
Lineage: Eukaryota; Viridiplantae; Streptophyta; Magnoliopsida; Brassicales; Brassicaceae
Source: the annotation of a GenBank genome assembly